AUGUCACCCACUGAGGACAAGACUGGCGCGGACGGUUCCGCCGAGCUCAACUUUGGAGAUGCUAUCGAUAUGAACACGUUUGACCAGAUCCUGGAAAUGGACGACCCUGGAAACGAUGAUUUCAGUUCGUCAAUCGUCUUUGGCUUCUUCACCCAAGCACAAGAAACCUUUGACAAUAUGGACACGGCUCUAACACAGAAAGACCUGAAGACUUUAUCGGAACUCGGUCACUUCCUCAAGGGCUCGUCUGCUACAUUAGGGCUAGUAAAAGUCAGAGAUGGCUGUGAGAAAAUCCAGCGUUAUGGAAAGAACGAGAAUCUAGACGGGUCUUCAGAACCCGACUCUGAGUUAUGUCUCAAGCGAAUUACGGAGGCCCUGGUGACCGUCAAGGCGGACUAUCAAGACGUCGAGGGGAAACUAAAGGCAUACUAUGCCAAGGAUGACGAGGCUUGA
Messenger RNA from Metarhizium robertsii ARSEF 23, 453 nucleotides. Its product is annotated as Signal transduction histidine kinase, phosphotransfer (Hpt) domain protein. NCBI's taxonomy places the organism in Eukaryota, Fungi, Ascomycota, Sordariomycetes, Hypocreales, Clavicipitaceae. The record is from RefSeq and is a predicted model, not a curated record. Gene Ontology annotation, cellular component: cytoplasm; nucleus. The transcript has 3 exons. Bases 1 to 453 code for a protein of 150 amino acids. Gene Ontology annotation, molecular function: protein histidine kinase binding; histidine phosphotransfer kinase activity. Gene Ontology annotation, biological process: phosphorylation; phosphorelay signal transduction system.